Messenger RNA from Emericellopsis atlantica, 1413 nucleotides. Its product is annotated as HotDog domain-containing protein. Lineage: Eukaryota; Fungi; Ascomycota; Sordariomycetes; Hypocreales; Bionectriaceae. The record is from RefSeq and is a predicted model, not a curated record. The transcript has 2 exons. Gene Ontology annotation, molecular function: fatty acyl-CoA hydrolase activity. The coding region runs from base 1 to 1413 and encodes 470 amino acids. Gene Ontology annotation, biological process: acyl-CoA metabolic process. Gene Ontology annotation, cellular component: mitochondrion.
AUGGCGAGCAGAAACAGGAUCGCGCGGAGGGCAUUGUCUUCAUGGAGCCAAUGCCCAAACAAGGUGCUGCCACGCGCCGCGGCGGCAUCCUUCCACACAACAGCUGCACCAGCAACUGAUGGCGUGUUCCGGGGCCUUACAGACACACGAGUUCGCAUGCCGUGGAUAGAGGCCUUUCACAAGCAACAGAAAGGGCAGAUGACGGGGGAUAUGGAAGACGCCCCAGAGGAACGCGAUCUCACUCCGAAAAAGAUGACCGACAGCUAUCAUCGCGUCGUUCUUCCGCUUGGCCAGGAUCCGUGGCUGUCGGAUACGUACAUCAACUCUUCAGGCCAUAUCAGGCUCGGCACAUUGCUGAUGGACCUCGAUGCGCUUUCUGGUAUCAUCGUUUACAAACACACAGGUCCUGGUGUUACCACUGUCACAGCUGCCUUGGACAGAGUCACACUCGCCCAUCCUCUCACAGAGAUCUGUGAUCUCGAGUACAGCGGCCAAGUUACGUAUGCCUCCGGUAGGAGCAGUGUCGAGAUCACUUGCAGGGUCGCCAAGGCCAGGGCCGAGGGUGAGCCCAGCAAGCCUGAAGACGUCCUCCUGACUUGCACAUUCACCAUGGUGGCGCUGGAUCCCAAGACCAAGAAGCCCGUCAACAUCCCCAAGCUAGAAUACAGCACGCCCGAGGAAGAGAGGAUCUACAAGGCGGGCGAGGCCAAGUCCAUCGCCAAGAAGGAGACGCUCAAAGCGUCACUCCUACAAACAGAGCCGAACGAUCCCGAGUCGGCACUCAUUCAUCGCAUCUGGCUCCGGCAGCUGGCAUACCACGAUCCCAACAACAGUCUCCGCCAACCCAAGAACGUGGUGGCCAUGUCCAAGACACAGCUGUCGACGGCCGCCAUCAUGCAGCCCCAGUACCGGAAUCGUCAUCAGACUAUGAUUUUUGGUGGUUUCCACCUCAAGCAAACAUUUGAGCUGGCCUUUUGCUGCGCUGCCAGUUUCGCUCACGCACGUCCGACCUUUAUCAGCGCUGAUCCGUGUACCUUCCGCAACCCUGUCCCCGUUGGCAGCGUGCUGUACCUGACGGCCACGGUGGCCUAUACCGAUCCCCCGCUGCUGGAGGAGGAUGGCUCAGAGCCCCAUCAGGCGGAGUCCGACCAGCCCAUGACGCGCGUGCACGUUCGCGUGGACAGCAAAGUCAGGGACGUGGAGCACGGCGUCGCGAAACCAACGGGCCAGUUCAACUACACGUUCUCCGUCCCCAAGGACCUCAAGGUGCUCCCGCAUACGUACGAGGAGUACAUGAUGUACAUUGACGCCAAGAGACGUGUCAAACUCGGGGACGCUCAGCGGAAGCAAGAGGAGAUGACAUCGUUUGGCAAGAGGCGGUGUUCGGAAGGGAGCGUCGACCUUAUGGAGUAA